This is a messenger RNA of Harpia harpyja (harpy eagle), 4694 nucleotides long. RefSeq names its product BTB domain containing 2 (gene BTBD2). The transcript is spliced from 9 exons. Gene Ontology annotation, cellular component: cytosol; P-body. Gene Ontology annotation, molecular function: protein binding. The record is from RefSeq and is a predicted model, not a curated record. Gene Ontology annotation, biological process: neurogenesis. NCBI's taxonomy places the organism in Eukaryota, Metazoa, Chordata, Aves, Accipitriformes, Accipitridae. Bases 28 to 1830 code for a protein of 600 amino acids.
GCCGGCGGCGGCGCCGCGCCGUGCCCCAUGCGCCGUUGCUGCCCGGCUCUCUGCAUCAGCACCAGCACCAUCGGCAGCCGCCGCCGCGGCGGCGCCUCCCGCCCUGCCGCUGCCGCCGCCGCCGCCGCCAUCGCCGCCCCCCUCCCGCCCGCCGCCGUGUCCCGCCCGCCGCUCCUGGUGCUGGUGCUGCUGCAGCGCCGCCCCGCGCCGCCCGCUCCUGCGCCUCCGCCGCACAAGAUGGCGGCCGGUGGGAGCGGCGGGGGCCCCGGGGGCCUCUCCUCCUCCUGCCCGCAGCCGCCACCGCCGCCGCCGGGCAACGGUGCCGCCGCCGCCGCCUGCACCAACGGCGCCCCCCCGUCGCCUCCCGGCCUCACCUACAACCAGUGCGGCGCUGCCAACCCGGCGGCGAGCGGCGGCGCGGGGGGCCCGGCGGCGGCGGCGGCGGCGGCUGCGGCGGCGGCGGCUGCGGGGGCGGCGGGGGCCGGCGGGGGGGCGGGCGGCCCCGGCGGGGCGCUGCAGCGGGAGCCGGUCUAUAACUGGCAGGCGACGAAGCCGACGGUGCAGGAGCGCUUCGCCUUCCUCUUCAACAACGAGGUGCUCAGCGACGUGCACUUCCUGGUGGGGAAGGGCCGCGGCUCGCAGCGCAUCCCGGCGCACAGGUUUGUGCUGGCUGUGGGCAGCGCAGUCUUCGAUGCGAUGUUUAAUGGUGGAAUGGCCACAACUUCUACAGAGAUUGAGCUGCCUGAUGUGGAGCCUGCUGCCUUCCUAGCUCUGCUGAAAUUUCUUUAUUCAGACGAAGUUCAGAUUGGACCAGAGACUGUUAUGACAACACUUUACACAGCUAAAAAAUAUGCAGUUCCAGCCCUUGAAGCUCAUUGUGUGGAGUUUCUUAAAAAAAACCUCCGAGCAGACAAUGCGUUCAUGCUGUUAACACAGGCAAGACUUUUUGAUGAGCCUCAGCUGGCCAGCCUUUGCCUAGAGAACAUAGACAAGAACACAUCAGAUGCCAUCAACGCGGAGGGGUUUACAGACAUUGAUCUCGACACCCUGGUUGCGGUGCUGGAGAGGGAUACCCUGGGGAUCCGGGAGGUUCGUUUGUUUAAUGCAGUGGUUCGCUGGUCGGAGGCUGAGUGUCAACGGCAGCAACUUCAGGUGAUUCCAGAGAACAAGCGGAAAGUACUGGGCAAAGCGCUUUCUCUUAUCCGCUUCCCAUUGAUGACUAUUGAGGAGUUUGCAGCAGGGCCUGCCCAGUCGGGAAUCCUCACGGACCGGGAAGUGGUGAGCCUGUUCCUCCACUUCACAGUGAACCCGAAGCCACGGGUGGAGUUCAUCGACAGACCACGCUGCUGCCUGCGGGGGAAGGAAUGCAGCAUCAGCCGUUUCCAGCAGGUGGAGAGCCGCUGGGGGUACAGUGGGACUAGUGACAGGAUAAGGUUCUCAGUAAACAAAAGGAUAUUUGUAGUUGGGUUUGGAUUAUACGGAUCCAUACAUGGGCCAACGGAUUACCAAGUAAAUAUACAGAUCAUCCACACAGACAGUAACACAGUCCUGGGGCAGAAUGACACGGGGUUCAGCUGUGACGGGUCAUCAAACACGUUCCGGGUCAUGUUCAAGGAGCCUGUUGAAAUUUUACCCAACGUCAACUAUACAGCAUGUGCUACUCUAAAGGGUCCAGAUUCCCACUAUGGAACCAAAGGACUGCGCAAAGUGAUCCAUGAAUCACCAACAACGGGAGCCAAAACCUGCUUUACGUUCUGUUACGCGGCUGGGAAUAACAACGGCACUUCUGUGGAGGAUGGACAAAUCCCAGAGAUCAUCUUCUACACAUAGUGCAGCUGCGGAGCUGGCUCUGGACUCUUCUGUUCUCUUCCCCGUGACCUUCCAAACUAAAUUUCUGGCUGAGUUUGACCACACCUAUUGGAGCCACACUAGCCAAAGGUCUCAGUAAAAUCAUUUCAAAGCUCAUGUUUUGCCUUGUGCUAGUGAUUCUGCUGCUAUCACGUACCAGACUAACUGGUAUACCAGUAUCAUUGUAGGUUGUCUGUGGCUAGUCAUUUUUCACUUUACUGAUUAAUCCUAUCUAACAACAUGCGUUUUUUUGACUGUAAUGAAUGUAGAUGCUUUUCCACCAGUCAGAAGCAUGGAAACGAGUGGCUCUGGUUGUGGUUAUACUUGCUGUGAGGAGAGAAUCCUGCAAAAAGACACGGUCAAGGGCUGUGUGGCCCAUCCUCUUCUGCUCUAGCUCAGCAGUCGAGGCGAGAUGGUUUGCCAUGCCUGCCCGGCAGCGCCGCUGCGACGGCGGGGCUCGGCCAGCCCGUGCCUGGCGCCUUCCUUCCCGCCAGCCACGGCACGUGCGGCCGCCUUCAAAAAGUUACAGAAAGUGGCCUUUUCCCUGAGGCUUUGCUGUUUCAGCACUACACGGUCUUGAGGGAGACCUCAAAACUAGAGCGCCUCUGGAGAGACUGCGGCGUUUUCAUGCUAUUCUCACUAGUUUGUGACAAUCCUUUACCUUGGGCAGUUGGUGACAGCGAACUGACCUCCCCUGCGGAUGGCCCGUGGCCCUGUGGAGUUGGGAUGGGGCAGUGGCUCUGGCUGGGCAGGCUCUUUCCUCCCCUGCGUGCAGUGUGCUGUGCUGGGGCCUGGUAAUGCUUCUUUCAAACUCCGUAGUGUGUUUCAAAUGAUGGGGGUUCCUCAGAUAACCCCCGUGCAGCGUUCAGCAGCUGGGUACCUGUACUAGGUGUUACUGUGCUAAUCAAGUCCUUUGCAGAUAGUGCUGGGGUUUGUCAGCUGAAGCAGGCAAGGGAACUUGCCUCACCUGGCCCCCCGUUCCUGUGUAUUGCUGCUGUUUUCAUGCACGUUUCAAUGCAUUUUUCUCUCUGUUUGUUUCUGUGCAUUGCUAACCCAGCCCUGGGCCGCUUCAGAGCCUUCUGCCCUGAUGCGAAAUAGGAAGAGAGGCUUGAUAUGCAGCUGCCUGUUACCUAAUAACACAGCAGAUGGAUGAGGAUUUAUGAAACAGUUUAGGAAAACAUCAAAGAUUCUCUGUUUGCCUGUAUAUGUUUGCACAGUCUGCCUGUUUGGACAGGCGUAGGAGGAAGAUGCAGUAUUUACAAAUAUCACCUGUCUUUGGGCCACUGGGAUCAGUAAUCUUGAAGACGCCCCCUUCUUACCUGUUCGGGGCCGGUUGCUUUUCCCCAUAAGCAGGUCUGACUGUGGCUGGGCAGGGAAGGCGCUCUCCUGCUGGGGAGAAGUUGGGUGGCUCGUGCUUGUGGCUGCCUGACCAGCCUCACGGCCGCUGCCCACUGAUGAAGACUAUGAGGCUAUUUCCUCCCCCUGCUCUGCAGAGGAAGCUGUAAUUAAAACCCUGCUUGGCAGCGUGGCCAGAGCCUUCCGAAGUCUGCGCGGGACUUGCUGGCAGGGGUGGUGCUGCCUCAAAGCUGAGGUUCCCCUUUGCAAACCUCCCCCUCUGCUCCAGGCACGUGAAGCUGUUGUAACUCGCCGGGCAGCAGUUGCCACCAUACUUUGCUGCUAGAAGUUGAAACCUAGUCGUCCUUCGCCGGUGCGGAUGGCUCGGUGCCUGCUCACUCGCUGGGGAAAUGACAUCUCCUCCUCUUGCUCCCUGCGGUCGGGCUCUGCCCUCGGUCUGUGGCUGGCCGGGUAUCUCCUCAUCAGCCACGCAGCAGUAAUACUGUCAGGAACGCCCUGCACCUCCUAACCAGUAGCUAUUAGAGAUGUCAAUAGUGUGUUACGUUCUCUAGGAAGACGUUGUAAGAUGUGUAUAUUGUAAGCCUGCUUCAAGGUAGGAUGUUUUUAAUAUGGCCAGUACUAAAAAAAAAAAAAAAAGAAAAAAAAAAGAAAAAAAAAAAAGAAAAAAAAAGAAAAAAACCGAUGGGUCCAUGACUUCAUUACUGAACCUGACUCUGUGCAACGCAAACAGUGUUGUGAGAUGGGUGAACAGGCUGGGCACACUCCUUCCCGCAGGGCAGGCAGCCUGUCGGGAUGUCCAUAGUUGUGCCCGCUCUUGCCUCCCGCCUCUGCCCCUUUUCUCAAAGGUUGUGGGAACUUCACUACUGGCACCCAAAAACCGUGUCGGGGCCUGCGCCUUCCCCGGGGUGGGCUGUCUGCUGUGGAUGUGGCACCUCGGGGCAUUUCUGUAUAUAGGUGGCAAUAGCAGAAAUAAUUGGAAUUUGAAAGAAGCAAAGCUGUGCACUUGGCUGUGGAAAGAGCAGGACUCGACGGCAGGGCUCGCUCAGCCGAGGUAGGCGCCUCCUUCCUGGCUCUUCCCUGGAAGCAUCUGGUUUUAGUACUAUUUUGUUACGCAGAGUCUCUUCCCAAACCCACCCUUCCCACCAUCACCCCACAAGGUAGGUCUGGUAGCGUGUCGGGGAGGGAGAGGAGUCAAACUCUGAACUACACCUGAGCAACUUCUGUUCUUACGGCUUUUACGCAGUUUGAUGCAAUUCUGGCUUUUGUAGAUAGAUGAAUGUAAAUCAUUGUUGGACAUGCCUGUUUCCAAAAGUAUGAGACAUUCUGUUGUACCAUGUCACCUUCCGAGCAGAGCUGGGACUGUCUCGACUCCAGUGCUAUAUUGAUGAAUGUAUCCGAUGCUCUCGUUCAGUGUUCACACUCUGCUUUUGGCCAGCUUUGUGAUUUGUAAAUAGGAAAUCAAUAAAGACAUUCAGGUUGUCUUUACAAAA